UUUUGAAAUGUCAAUGUCAUUUUCCCAUGACGACCGGUGGGGCUCCGAUUUGGCUUCUGCCGGAGAAUUCACCCAAAGCUUUCCAUCGCUGGGGGCGACUUACUCACCUUCCUGUGGUGAAGAGCUCCUCGAGGUGACCAUUGAAUUUCCAAGCGGCGUGCUAGUGAACAUCGACUCUGUUUCAACCACCGAUCCAGAAAUCACAUCUUGCUCCGCUUCCGGUUCAGGAUCGUCGGAGCGGCAGGUGGUGGCGAACGCAAAACAGUUCUCAAGGGAUUUGAAACGGAAGCUUCAGGGCAUCUCACAGCGUGAUGGCGGCGGUUAUUCGUGCCGGUCCGCGCCGGAGCCGGUGGUUCCACACGGAAGCGAAACCCCCGAUCCGCUUAUGUUAUGUCGUUCCGUAACAAAGAGACUUAACCGGAAUGGUUCAUGCACGCAGAGAGCUAUUCACGGUUUGAGAUUCAUCAGCAGCAAAGAAAACGAGAUCGCUGCCUGGAGUGAAGUUCGUGACAAGUUCGCUAACCUGUCGAAAGACGGUUAUCUUUGUCGGAGCGAUUUCGCUCGUUGCAUAGGGAUGGAAAAUGAAAAUUCGAAAGAGUUUGCAGAGGAGUUGUUCGACGCACUGUGCAGAAGAAGAAGUAUAAUGGUCGAUAAGAUCACCCUUCAAGAACUAUACGAGUUUUGGUACCAAAUUGCAGACGAAAGCUUUGAUUCUCGCCUCCAAAUCUUCUUCAACAUGGUCAACAAAAAUGGAGACGGUAGAAUCACAGAGAACGAAGUAAAAGAGAUAAUUAUAUUAAGUGCAUCGGCAAAUAAUCUAUCAAGGUUGAGAGAACGAGCAGAAGAAUAUGCAGCAUUGAUCAUGGAAGAACUGUCCCCUGAUGGGCUCCCCUCUCAGUACAUAGAGUUAAAGGAUCUAGAGAUGCUACUACUACACAAGGACACACCUCAAAGUUACAGCCAACCGUUCAGCCAAACAAGCCGAGCCUUAAGCCAAAACCUAAAGGAUAUGAGAUGGGGAAUAAGUAGGAGCUUGCUAUACUCUUUCCAAGACAAUCUGAAGAGGAUUUGGGUUUUGACACUAUGGUUAAUGAUCAUGGUCGUGUUGUUUAUGUGGAAAUGCGUUCAGUACAAACGCAAAGACGCAUUCCAUGUAAUGGGUUACUGUCUUGUCGUGGCGAAAGGCGCUGCUGAGACAUUGAAAUUCAACAUGGCUCUUAUCCUUCUACCCGUUUGCAGAAUCACCAUCACCUAUCUUAGAUCUACCGCUUUGUCCCACUCAAUGCCUUUCGAUGACAGUCUCAACUUUCACAAGACUAUCUCUAUAGCAAUCAUAAUUGGAAUGCUUAUCCAUGCAUGUAGUCACCUGGCAUGUGACUUCCCGAGGAUUAUAACAGCUACAGAUGUUGAUUACAAAAGAUACUUGGUUCAUUACUUUGGUGUGACCAGACCAACAUACUUUGACUUGGUUAAAGGUCCAGUGGGAAUCACUGGAUUUAUAAUGGUUAUAUUUAUGUUAAUUGCAUACACAUUAGCUAGUCGAAGACUCAGACGGAACCUAACUAAGUUGCCAAAACCAUUUGAUAAGCUAACUGGAUUUAAUGCUUUCUGGUAUUCACAUCACUUGCUUCUAGCUGUUUACGUCUUGUUGAUCAUUCACGGUGUUUCCCUCUUUCUCGAGCAGACAUGGUACCACCAGACGAUAUGGAUGUAUCUUGCUUGUCCAGUUUUACUCUAUGGUGGUGAAAGGAUGCUGAGAUUCUUCCGUUCCAGGCUUUACCGCGUUGAGACCUGCAAGGUUGUAAUUUACCCCGGAAACGUUAUUGUGCUACACAUGUCUAAGCCUACAUCAUUUGAGUACAAGAGUGGACAAUAUAUAUUUGUUCAGUGUCCUGCUGUAUCAAAAUUUGAGUGGCAUCCAUUUUCUAUUACAUCUUCCCCUGGAGAUGAUUACCUCAGCAUUCACAUCCGUCAGCUCGGUGAUUGGACAGAAGGGAUUAAGAAGGCGUUCUCGGUAAUAUGUCAAGCCCCUGAUGCUGGAAAAAGUGGACUACUCAGAGCAGACGGACCAAACAAAACAAGUUUGCCAGAGCUGUUGAUAGAUGGACCUUAUGGCUCUCCAGCGCAAGACCAUUGGAAGUAUGAUGUGUUAUUACUCGUUGGCCUUGGGAUAGGGGCAACCCCUUUCAUUAGCAUUUUGAGAGAUUUACUCAACAAGAUCAUUCAGCAACAUGAACAAGCUGAAGGCCCCUCGGGUAGCUGUAGUAACAGCAAUGUGUCGUCGGAUCAAAGUUUCAGUUGCUUAAACUCAGAACCUGGGAAUAGGAUUUCAACAAAUCGAACGGGAAUGUUGAAUACCAAGAACGCUUACUUUUACUGGGUAACACGUGAACAGGGCUCGUUCGAUUGGUUUAGACAAAUCAUGAGCGAAAUUGCUGACUCUGAUAUAAAGGGUGUUAUUGAGAUGCACAACUACUUGACGAGUAUGUACGACGUUGGAGAUGCUCGAACUACUCUUCUCACCAUGAUCCAAACGUUACACCACGCCAAAAAUGGCGUUGACAUGUUUUCUGGAACCAAGGUACGAACACACUUUGGGAGGCCGAAAUGGAAGAAGGUUUUGUCAAAGAUUAGCACCAAACAUAAGAAUGCAAGAAUCGGAGUGUUCUAUUGUGGAGGACCGAGUUUAGGGAAGGAACUCUCCACAUUGUGCCAUGAAUUUAAUCAAACGGGACGUUCCAGGUUCGAGUUCCACAAAGAACAGUUUUAAGGGUAAAAAUGAUAUGCACGGCUCCUCUACGAAUGUGGCUUUUGAAUCAAUCGAAUCAAGUAUAUUGGUACAUGUAAAAUUAAAGUUCAUGAUUAUUUCUUCGCUUCAUUCAUACAACAUUCUUGUUCUUCUUUUUUUUGGGUACAUUUAACUUUUAGCCAAUUCAUGAAGAAUAAGAUGUAACAUCCCGAUUUCUUGUAUACGUGAAAAUCUUUAAAAAAUUGAUUUGACUAUCUAUAUCAACAAAGUUGACUUAGUUUUUCAGUCACACAUCCGUUUAGAACUCCAGGGUUAAGCGUGUUUGGGCUGGAGUAGUGAAAGAAUGAGUGACCUAUGAAGAAGUGAUUCACGAUACUGUGUGAAUGAGACCAAAGUACGGAGAAAAGUCGGAUGGUGAUUGCAGGGUCAGUAAACAAAACUUUCGGACCUUAAAAAAAUUAACGCACCGCCUGUCGUACAGGAUUGGACCCACAGGCCGAGAAAGCAGGCAUGGGUGUCUUAUUAGCCGUGGACGGUCGGAGCGUUGCAUAAGAAUCUAAAACAAAGGGUGAAAAGAGUACAUAAAGUUAAGGUCUA
Brassica oleracea var. oleracea is the source of this 3346-nucleotide messenger RNA. RefSeq names its product probable respiratory burst oxidase homolog protein I. Gene Ontology annotation, molecular function: calcium ion binding; NAD(P)H oxidase H2O2-forming activity; peroxidase activity. The coding region runs from base 8 to 2770 and encodes 920 amino acids. The record is from RefSeq and is a predicted model, not a curated record. The transcript has 14 exons. Gene Ontology annotation, cellular component: plasma membrane. NCBI's taxonomy places the organism in Eukaryota, Viridiplantae, Streptophyta, Magnoliopsida, Brassicales, Brassicaceae.